AUGUCUACCCUAUACCACGUUUGCGACAAAAUCGAACAGCGCAUCAUCUGGAUCGACUGCGAAAUGACAGGAUUGAAUGUUGAGAAGCAGACACUUUGCGAAAUCGCCGUUAUCGUCACCGAUUCGGAACUGAACACCAUCGCCACUGGUCCCGAUAUUGUCAUUCAUCAACCAAAAGAAGUAUUGGACAACAUGGAAGAAUGGCCAAGAAAAACUUUCCUCGAGAAUGGGCUCAUGGAAAAAAUCAUCGAUAGCAAAUAUUCCAUGAAUAAAGCAGAAGACGAAGUGAUCGAGUUCCUCAAACUUCAUGCCCUUCCAGGAAAAAGUCCAAUCGCUGGAAACUCAAUCUACAUGGACCGACUCUUCAUUAAGAAAUACAUGCCCAAACUUGACGAAUUCGCUCAUUACCGGUGUAUUGAUGUCUCAACCAUCAAAGGACUUGUUCAGAGAUGGUACCCGGAUUUCAAGCAUCCAAGAAAAGCAUGUACUCAUCGGGCAUACGAUGAUAUCAUGGAAUCCAUUGCAGAACUGAAAAACUACCGAGAAAGCAUUUUUGUUAAACUGAACACUCCGUAG
Messenger RNA from Caenorhabditis briggsae, 576 nucleotides. Gene Ontology annotation, molecular function: nucleic acid binding; 3'-5'-RNA exonuclease activity. Bases 1 to 576 code for a protein of 191 amino acids. Gene Ontology annotation, cellular component: mitochondrion. The record is from RefSeq and is a predicted model, not a curated record. Lineage: Eukaryota; Metazoa; Nematoda; Chromadorea; Rhabditida; Rhabditidae. The transcript is spliced from 3 exons.